This is a messenger RNA of Selaginella moellendorffii, 820 nucleotides long. Its product is annotated as N-alpha-acetyltransferase MAK3. Lineage: Eukaryota; Viridiplantae; Streptophyta; Lycopodiopsida; Selaginellales; Selaginellaceae. The coding region runs from base 26 to 694 and encodes 222 amino acids. The transcript has 5 exons. Gene Ontology annotation, cellular component: NatC complex. Gene Ontology annotation, molecular function: protein-N-terminal amino-acid acetyltransferase activity. The record is from RefSeq and is a predicted model, not a curated record. Gene Ontology annotation, biological process: N-terminal peptidyl-methionine acetylation.
GGUUUGUUCAUGCGCCUUGCCCGCGAUGGCGGACGAUGCGAUUCGCUACGAGAGCUACAAAGGCGAGGAGCAGCUGCCGCUGGUGAUGAGUCUCGUCGACAGCGAGCUGAGCGAGCCCUAUUCCAUCUUCACGUAUCGGUAUUUCAUCACUUUGUGGCCAAAUCUCUGUUACCUGGCUUUCGACAAGGACAAAUGCGUGGGCACUAUAGUGUGCAAGAUGGGGCACCAUAGAAACUCCUUUCGCGGUUACAUUGCAAUGCUGGUGGUGAUCACGGCGUACCGAGGCAAAGGCAUAGCCACGGAGCUUGUGACGAGGUGCGUAUCGGUGAUGCGGGACUCAGGGUGUGACGAGGUGGCGCUCGAGGCAGAAGUGAGCAACGUAGGAGCACUCGCGUUGUAUGGAAAUCUCGGUUUCCUGCGAGCCAAGCGGCUGGACAAGUACUACCUCAACGGAGUCGACGCCUUCCGCUUGAAGCUGCGGUUUCCCAGGCCCGAUUCAGCGCUACUGGACGAAGCCGAGCAGUCUUACGAAGUUUACAGCGACGACCACUCGCACUCGCACUCGUGCUGUUCUCACGACCAUCACCAUCACUCGCACGGCCAUCACCAUCACGGUCACGAAAUCGAGGAGCACGGACAUGGACACUGCUCGCAUCACCACCACCACGGCCACGAACACCCGGGCUGCUGCUAGUCGUGCUGCCAAUACAAGUGUCGAGGACUUCGUGCUGCGUUGCGUUGCAUUGCUUUGCGUUUAGCAGCGCCAGGCAGAGGCUGCAAACAGGGUACGCGACUGCCAACCGAGCGUCAGGCAACCGGC